Molecule: messenger RNA, 862 nt
Organism: Glossina fuscipes
Lineage: Eukaryota; Metazoa; Arthropoda; Insecta; Diptera; Glossinidae
Gene: Eaf6
Product: chromatin modification-related protein MEAF6
Exons: 3
Coding region: 135-773 (212 amino acids)
Cellular component (GO): NuA4 histone acetyltransferase complex
Source: RefSeq, a predicted model, not a curated record
AUUUUUUUUAGUGGUGUGAAAUACGGUAAGCUCAGGUUUUUUGUAUAUACUUUCGGUUUAUGUGUAUUAACAGCUGAUCGCUUUGUUUAUAAACUGCGUAAGACGAAAAUAGUUAUUAUUAAUAAAAUUUUAAAAUGAGUUCACCCUCCACUAAAUCGAACAAUGACACAGUGUCCAAUAAACAAAGAAAGUCCUCGAAAAAUAGUUCGAAUUCUAAAUCGACAAAUUUAGAUACUCGAGCAGAGUUAGCAGAUCUCAUAAAGAAAAAGGCGGAAACAUCCGAGCAAUUGGCAAAUUUGGAAAGGCAAAUAUAUGCUUUUGAAGGUUCCUACCUAGAAGAUACUCAAUUAUGUGGGAAUAUUAUAAGAGGCUGGGAAAGAUAUUUAACUUCCAAUAAGGCAACAAACUCUAAAGCAGACAAGCGUAAUCGAAAGUUUAAAGAAGCGGAACGAUUGUUUUCAAAAUCUAGCAUUACGUCGAUGGCAAUAUGUAACCCCGAACGAGCUAGUGAGUCUGAUUCAGUGACGAAUGAAGACUCUAGCGAUAAUCAGAUAACUUUAAAUCAAAACACAACCACAGUGCAUGACGGAACCACCUGUAUUAAAAGUUCUGGUAAAGAUGAUAAAUCGGAACGGGCUGCUACACCACAGCGUGACAUUAGCAAAGAGCCAGGGACUCCAAGCGCGACUUCAACUAAAAGUAAAUUGCCUUCCAGCUCAAGUAUAACUCCGAAGAAAAGUGGACACAUCAAUAAAAAAAUACGUCACCGAUGAUUUAAGGGUAGAUGACGGCUUAGAAAUACAUAUUGAAAAACUGAAGUCGUACCUAUUGAGACCUCUAAUAGUAAUCCGCUAAAUUUUUA